This is a messenger RNA of Ostrea edulis (European flat oyster), 9256 nucleotides long. RefSeq lists its product as uncharacterized. Gene Ontology annotation, molecular function: adenylate cyclase inhibiting G protein-coupled glutamate receptor activity. Gene Ontology annotation, biological process: G protein-coupled receptor signaling pathway. The transcript is spliced from 17 exons. The record is from RefSeq and is a predicted model, not a curated record. Gene Ontology annotation, cellular component: membrane. NCBI's taxonomy places the organism in Eukaryota, Metazoa, Mollusca, Bivalvia, Ostreida, Ostreidae. The coding region runs from base 180 to 8633 and encodes 2817 amino acids.
ACACGCUCUAUUUAUAGUAACCGGGAUAACUCCAUUGAAUGUAAAUAGAUCUAAACACGUUUGCUGAGGGUAGGGCCUUCCUUCAAAACAACUACUACAUGGUGCACCAGCAACGGGGUAGCAUAUCAAACUAGUAAAUUUACUGAGGAUCAAGAAACAGGGAUAAUAGAAUCGUCACCAUGCGCUGGUGCUUCUGCCUGUGUGUCCUUGCGGUGGUCGCCCUGUCUAACACACAAAACCUGGAGAGGGAGACAUGCAACGCCGCCAGAUCGGAAGUGGAUGUAGAGGUCGCUUCAGCAGGAGCGUUAAUAGGGGGUAUUUUCCACAUCAGAGACUCACUAAUGGGAGGUUACACCUGCGGAACUCCACAUACAGAACUGAUACAAGUGUACGAGGCAGCGAAAUUUGCAAUCCAACGUGUUAAUGCCCAAAACAUCGUCCCUGGCAUUAGACUGGGUAUGAAGGCUUACGAUUACUGCGGAUCCUCGUUUUUGGCUGCACGUGCUGCACAGAAGUUUUAUCCUCAGUUUUCCAAUACCCAGCUCUCCUGCACUGAUGGAUCUAAACUUCAUUUAGGAAUCUUGGGUCCUCUGUCCGGUAACACAGAGUCUGUGGCGGAAAUGAUGUCAGAAGUACCAGCAUCUCAGGUUUCUCCACGAAUUGUUCACCCAGACCUCAGUGACAAAACUAUGUAUCCAUAUUUCCUAAGAACGGGACGAAACUGGUUUUCCUUGUCCAGGGUGUUGACGCAAGUGUUAAAGCAAAUGAACUGGACACGCAUCACGUUAGUAUAUGUUGAAUCCGAAAUGGGCAAACUUGGAUAUGAAGAGUUUUCACGACAAGCUCUACAUGAGAACAUUUGUAUAGCUGGCGUGAUGAAAGUCUCCAACGCUGCCACCCAAUCUGACUACGAAAGAGAACUUGCUAACCUUGGUAACGAUGGGGUCAAUGUCGCCGUAUAUAUAGGACCAGGGUCAUCAGCUAUCAAGUUACUGAAGUCAAAUGUCGGUAAACGCGUGCAGUGGGUGAUGGCUGACAUGCUAAGGAUGGUAUCUCAGAACCCACUGAGUACAAGUAUUCCCAACAGCAAAGGUGUAAUUUUUGCUCUGCCAAAAGUUCGCGAGAUCACAGAGUUUGAAAAUUAUUUCGUUUCCCUAUCGCAGACAUCUCCCCCAGCGAAUAACCCGUGGUUUUCUGAUUGGUACAUGACACUCUAUGACUGCAAACUACCUGGAAUAACUUAUGCACCAUAUGCCACGAAAUCGUUCUGCUUACAAAGUACAACAAAGCGUUCCAUAUAUAAGCAAUUACCGUAUGUGCAGUCCACGAUCGAAGGCGUAUAUGCCUACGCCAAAGCUCUGAGGGCAGCGCAGAGGGCUCGUUGUGGGGACCCCUUUAGUGGAGCCUGUGACAGUCUGAGAGCAAUGUCUACUGCUGAAUUCCAUAACAUCCUUAAGAACAUAGAUUUCACUUUCUCUACAAAUGAUGGAAUACCGAGUCUGAACGGACUGAGAGUUAAGUUUGAUGCAAACGGUGAUGUCAUGGAUCAAGAUUUUACGGUUUAUAAUUACAAUAACCGUAUCUCGGCACCAAAUUUCGCCUUUGAAGAGGUUGGAACUUACGAAAAUAAUGUCUUGUCACUAGACAAGACAAAGGUGCGAAUGUACGAUAUUUCUGGUAGAAUUAUGGAUGUCACCUCCUCCUGUCCGGCUGAGGGUUGUUACUACUGUAUGGUACCUCCGAAAUCUUUUGAGUUCUACUAUAAUCCCGGGGAUAUCAACAUAGGUGUGGCCUUGUCGGCGCAUAAUACAGGAAGCGAGAGAUUUACAUGUGGAGACGUCAAUGCCUAUGGCAUGGCCCAAGCACUAGCCAUUCAGUAUGCUGUGGAGAACCUCAGCAUAGACCUACCAGGUAUUCUUAAUGGAGUACGCAUUGGCACAGUCAUGCUUGAUGCCUGCAAAAAUCCCGAUACAGCUUCGCUUUUCUUCAACAAUUUACUUGGAAGUCGAGAGAUUAUGAAAGACAAGUAUGGAAGAAUGGUAGAUCCAAAUUCUAUUAAGGCUAUUAUUGAGGGAUUGACUAAUGCUGGGGCUAUGUCUUUCUCUAAAGCUACUAAGAUGUAUGGAUUGCCACAGGUUGGAACAAUAGCAUCUAGCUCAGCUUUAUCAGACAAAUCAAUGUACCCACUCUUUAGCAGAACGGUUGAGAAUAACUAUAUCCAAUUCAUAGCAAUGACAAAUUUCUUUGUAAGGAAAGGUUGGUAUUAUAUCCAGGCAGUGUACAGUUCAUCCAUGCGCCGUGAUGUUGAUUUGUUGAAGUCAGUGACAUCCGAAUUCAAAAUUUGCAUGUCAGCCGAAUACGAAAUGCAUACAGGCGAAAGUGCAUCACAUAUCCUGGAUAAAGUCAGGUCAAAUUCCAAUGCUAGAGUUGUAGUUAUGUUUCUGGAAAAGGACAGUAUCAGAGAGAUACUUCAAGCCAUUAAAGAUGCGCCAUGGCAGCAACAGUUUGUUAUCGUUGGAGGUGAGUCUUGGGGCAGCGACAAUCUGAACUUGGUAGGACUUGAGGACAUUGCUAAUGGGGUAAUAACUUUCCAGCCACAAAUAGGACAAACUUCAAACUUCCAAAAUUGGAUAAACCUAAAGCAACCAAGAACAGCCAUGAACAUGCCUUGGUUCAAGGAACUGUACGAAAAUGCUUUCCAGUGCUAUGUUGAUGCUUCAUCGAAAGGCAAGUUCACAAACGAGUGUCCGAACCCAGGCCUUGGUAUGUCUAACUCUCCGCUGUACGAGUUCUGGUACCAGAUGACGACAUCAAUUAAUGCUGUUUACGUCACUGCAAACGCUCUUGAUCAAACUUUGAAGCAUUACUGUGGGAUCGGUUACUCUGGGGUUUGUAUUGAAUAUCGCGUGGCGAAAGACUCUAACAAGGUUCUUCUAGAAAAUAUCAGGAAGGCUUCCUUCAGCAUCAGUUCGUCAUAUCAGUUUGCAAUGCACAACGGAGAGGCUGUAUCAGGAAUUGAAAUUAUGAACUACAGACAAGGACAAAAGUAUACCUCGAUUGGAUUAUACAACACGAUGUCAGGAGUUCUCACGAUUUCCGAUAACACUCUUAUUUACCCAAGCACCAUUCAAGCUAGUACAUUUUACUCUAUUUGCCCAGGUAUUUGCGGAGAAUGCUCCUACCUAACCCAGACAAAAUACACGUAUGUACCCGGUGACGUCACAAUUGGAGGUGUGUUCGGAGCGCAUGCUACUAACGCAAUAUACCCCACUUUGUGUGGGGAUAUAAAAGUGAGUUACGGUGUCCAAUUUGGCCUUGCUAUGGAUUAUGCCAUUGCAGCUGUGAAUAAUAAAACAGCUCCCGUAACUUUAAAUGGUAUCAAACUUGGCGGACUUAUUCUUGAUCAUUGUAGUAUUCCUACACGACCCAACGAACUCAUUUCUUACGUGUAUACUCAAAUGGGUUUCCUUUCUUCAGAGGAUAGAAUGAAACUAGACACUUCAAAGGUCAUCGGGUGGAUUGCUGAUGAUACAGCUGCUGUUGAAAGCGCAGCAGGAUUGACCAAUACGUUAGAUGCCCCACUUAUUAGCCCAUUAGCUUCUAGUGCGGCUUUCCAAGACAAGGAGAAAUAUCCAAAUUUCUUUAGAACGAUUCAGGGCGAUGUAACUAUAUCAGUUGCCAUUUCAAAACUCGCAAAAUCUUUGUCAUACAAUUACGUUAAUGUGAUAUAUUCGUCUGACUCUUUUGGGAAAGGAGGAAUGGAAACAUUUGAAGCUGUUGCAACCCAGGAGGAGAUAUGUGUUCUUCAAAAAUAUAUGAUAUCUCCAUCCAUGAAUGCUUCCCAGAUUUUAAAACUUAUCUCGCUAAGCACAAGUUCGGUAACAGUACUGUGGACAAACGGCGCGGACACAACUGCACUUCUAAAGGCAAAGAACAUUAGCAGUGGAGCCUAUCAAAACAUGGUAUUGAUCUUUUCAAUGCCGUAUAUGGACUUGGCAAAGUCGUUUGGGCGUUCUGCUUCUCAAUCAUUUUUCUUCAGCAUUAAAACAAAAGAUUACCCCCAGUACCUAAAAUACCUGGCCUCGUUUUCCAGUGAUGUUUUGUUUGAAAAUUCAUUUUUAUAUGAAUACUACAUGAAACUCUUCGGAUGCAAUCUACCUGGAAGCAACACCUACAACACGCACUGCCGGCAGCCGUACGCGCCUCUUACAUCCGCUCCUGGAUUCGCACAAGACGAUUACGUGAUUCCCACUAUCAACGCAGUGUACUCUCUCGUUGGAGCUUUGGAUGCCGUCCUAAGAGACACAUGUGGACAAAACUACCAAGGGAUAUGUGCUGCCUUUUCCGCCACGCCCGACAUUAACCAAGUGAUCAUGGACAAAAUGGAGAGACUUACUUUUAUAGAUCCUCUGGGAAAUAAUUUUGAAUUCAUUGAUCGCGAGGGAAACAUGGGAAUGGAAGUUAUGUACCUCAACCAGAACGAUGACCUUGCCACGAUUGGCGACUUUGCGGGAGCAUCAUUGCAGCUUGACGUCUUCAUCCGGCCUAAUAAAGUUACAGUUUCUUGCCCACCCCCAUGUCAACAGUGCAUUCAGAAAAAUAUAGAUUUUACCUACAUACCAGGGGACAUUCUUCUAGGAGGUUUGUUUGACGUCCACGAGAACAGCUUGAUUCCCUUCUCUUGUGGUAAUUUAAAUACACAAGGAGGAUUCCAACUGCUCGAGGCUUUCAACUAUGCCAUAGAGAAAGUGAACGACAAAUCCGGUCCAUUCCAAAAUGUUCUCAAGAACGUUAAACUUGGUGGUAUUGGUUUGGACGCCUGUCAAAGCUCGAUACGGAUGGGGUAUCUCGUGUCCGACAUCCACAACGGUGUUAUCACGUUAACGAGAAACGGACAAACAGUCAAUCCAGAUGAUAUCAGUAUGUACAUUGGGGGAGGAUCCAGUGACAGUUCUUUGUACUUGGCGCGUAUUUUAAAAAACCUUAAGAUACCCCAGAUCAGCUACAUGUCCAGCAGUGACUCAUUAUCUGACCAAUACAGGUACCCUUACUUUAUGAGAACAGUUCCGGCCGAUGACAAACAGUCACUAGCAAUGAUUAAAUUCCUAGAUUCGUAUGAUAUUCGAUAUGUUCAAAUCGUGCAUACCCCUAAUGACUAUGGAAAAAUGGGAGCUGAAAAGUUUAAGGUUCUCGCUGCUCAGAAUAAGGUUUGCGUUGCUCAAACGGUGGAAUUUCCAGAUAAUUCAACUGUAACACAGGAAAGUGCAGAUAAAGUUGUUCGAUCCUUGUUGGAGAAACCAGUUGCUAAUAUGGUAGUUGUCUUUGCUGAUGUCAAAUAUAUUCACGAGAUGCUUAAAGCGAUAAAGAGAAAUACUGGAGGAACUGGGAAAUUUAGAUUCAUUGGUUCAGAAACGUGGGGCAAUAAUUACAAUGCUAUUUCAGGUGUUGAAUAUUUAGCGAAAGGUUCCAUCACUCUGACUUUAGAAUCAUCAGACAUUAGGGAUUUCGAUUCUCACAUAGGCUCAAAAUCCCCAGGAAAUUAUCCAGAAAAUCCCUGGUUCCCGGAGUUUUAUGAAGAAAUGGUAAAUUGUUAUCUAACUGUUCCAACCGCAACACAAAAGACGCAAUGUCUCUCCCAAACAAUGAACAUUGUCGCUCAGCGUGAUUACAUUCAAGACCCAGGUAUUCUGCACGUGAUCAAUGCUGUGUUUGCCGCAGCGCAUGGUCUGGAUGAAGUGUUGACGUUAGUCUGUGGUAAGAAUUACACAACAGUAUGCGAACAGUUCAAAAAUAAGCAAGAUCGCCAGGAUUUACUGGUGAAUAAUGUACUGAAGUCUAGCUUCGUCGAUCCCUCUGGGGCCACCUUUAGCUUCAGACAAGACCGUAGAGAUGGAAACAAGGGUUACACACUGUUCGACAUCAAAGAGAGAAUGACCAUGAAUGAGCUAGGAUAUACGUACGAAAAGAUUGGAACUAUCUCUAGUCAAGACGUUUUAAAUGUGGAAACUACAUACAAACCAGACUGGGAUGGCAGCUGUGACAGACAAGGCUCCUGCUCCGAGUGCCCCACAGUUAGAAACUUGUUGCAGCGAUACAUGCUUCAGCCUGCCAAAGCCCAAUCAACAAAUCCAGCCACCCUUUUGGCAGUUUUGCCUAUUCAUAAACCAGGAACGGAUCGAUACCUAUGUGGACAGCUUGAUAUUGCCUCAUUCUACAAUGCUCUUGCAUUCAUAUACACCAUGGAAAUAUAUUUUCCUAGUACGAAAUAUAAUCUUCGUGGACUGAUCGUCGAUAGCUGUUCUAAUGAUCUGAGAGUGGACCAAGAUAUUUAUAGUUUGUUUUCCAGUGGGCGUCUCUGCAACACAGAAUUCACAUCUGACGGGGAAAUCAGUAGUAAAACUCUUGCUGGUCUCAUAACUAGUACAUCAAACCACGUGGUCGCAGCGAACCGUGUCCUAGCUCCUCUAAGGGUACCCAUUCUUAGUAACAGUGCGACGUCAACUACACUUAGUAAUAAAGAAAAAUUUCCAUAUUUUGCGAGAACGAUUCCACCGAUUAACACGCAAUCGGAUGUCAUCGCGAGGAUUCUGAAAGAAAAGAACUGGGACUCUGCAUCUGUGAUAUACAGCAGUGAUACCAACGGCAAGGCCUUGUUCGAAGAUUUCUUGAUCAGAGCAAGUAAUAUUCAAACAUGUGCAGGUGCUCAAAUAGCUGUUCCGUAUCCCGCCACGUUAGAUCAAGCAAAGGAUGCUAUCAGAUAUAUUGAAAGCAAUUCUAGGUCAAAGGUCAUUGUUCUAAUGUCUAGCGAACCUAGAAUUGUUCUGCAAGCGGCAAAGGAACUGAAUGUCUUGGACAAGUAUAUUUGGAUUGGAACAGACACGUGGGGGAAAAGCGCAGAAAUUGUCAGGGGAAUGGAGGAUGAUCUUUUGGGAUCGAUCACAGUUGAAGUUAGAUCGACUCCAGUUUCAAAGUUCGCCAAAUAUGUGAGCGAGUUAAAAUACAAUCAACGGAAAGGGAUUCCAGACGAUUGGUUUGAAGAGUUUUACCAGAUGUUUCACACGUGUAACCUUCCCUCUGCCAAAAUCAACUUCCCACAAUAUCCCGAUUGUACAACCAAUGAAGACAUAGACUUUACCCAAGUUAAUUUUCAACCUUUUGUUCUCAAUACCAUAGCAGCCACUUACGCUUAUGCGAAAGCCAUCGAUGCAGUAUCCAACGGUAGAUGCACUUUACAGACGUCGUUCGAAGAAUGCUUUAAAAACCAGGAAUCAUGGAAUGAACUCUUUAACAACAUUCUAAAUGUGGACUGGGACAUGACAAGCAGUUUAAGUCUCAGUCAAUCUUUCACUUUGCGGUUUAACAGCGACCGUUUCUGGGACAUUGGUUAUAAUAUCAACACUUUAUCUAAGUCAAAUGGAAAUCCUGAAUAUAUAAAUAUUGGCAGUUUGAUCAACGCAGUCCUCCAAUUCUCGGCUAACUAUGACAACAACAAAGGUAACAAUUGGUCGCCUUGUCGAAGCACUGCAGUCUGUGAUUGUUCAGCCCCUGUAGUGAGUGCCCUCGCAAGCAACGAUACUAUAAGACGCAUCAGAGCAGCCGAACCAAGAAAUUAUCUUUUCUACAACGUCAUGAAUACUACAAUAAAUAACAAGUUUAUUCCCGUAUACGAUUUAACUUACAAGUGGCCAGUAUGGGCUAUUGCUGUGGCGGUCCCUACGUGUGUCGGCUUAUUCAUCACGAUUUUCCUAUUCCUGUAUCUUCUGAUUUUCUACGAGAUUAAAGGAGGUACAACCAUUCUUGGAUUCAUGGUGAUGCUUGGAAUUUUGGGUAUCUAUGCGAUAAACUUUGCCUUCUUCCUUCCGGCUGCAGCAGACACUUGCGGUGCUAGACAGUUCUGUUUAGGAGUAGUGUAUGCUAUCGUAUUUGCAGCUCUUCUUGUAAAAGCUAUUGAUAAUUGGCGAUUUGGUGAACAUUUUGAAUAUUUCAAUCAACAGCAGAUAAAUGAAAAGUACAAAGGUAUUACGAAUAGAGGAGUACUACUCUUAAUCGCUGUUGCAAUCGUCUGCGUACAACUUAUCAUACCUAUACAAUGGCUGGUGUAUCGUCACCCCUCCGCAAGUUUAAUGUCUGAAGCGACGGAGAUCCACGACUGGAUGAUGUGUGAUCCGCAUGAUAUGUACGACAGAUCUUUAUUGAUGUCCAUGAUUUUUGUCAUGUUUAUCGUGCUGCUGACUGGCAUAUUCUCUGCAUUAUCCUGGGACAAUGAAAACAACAACUACGAAUCUCGCUGGAUUCUGGUCUGCAGUGUUUGCACGGCAGGCUGCUUCAUGGUGUGGAUGAUUGUCAUUACAAAUGCCACGCCACCCUAUCGUGACGGUGCAGUAGCGCUGGGUAACUUGUUCAAUGCCACUGCUAUUCUGAUUUUCACAAUCAUUCGUAAAGUUGUACUGAUGCUAUGGCCACGUGAUCCAGAGGAAAUUGAAGAAGAGAAACCUGGGUCUAUCAUUGAUGAAAGAGCAAAUGACCUGUAUUCCACGGUGUACUCAAAUCCAGGAUAUGACAAUGAUGACGCAGUCUUCCAGCCUUAUUCACCUAGACAAAGUGAAUUGGACAAUGGGGACGUGGGGUUCUGAUUGGACGCAUAAUUAUCCGUUCAUCAUCAUUGCUAACGGGGCAAUCUGAAGUCUAAAAGACUGGUAAAAUGUCUCUUAAAUACUACGAAUUCUGAGGAAAGGAAGUAAAUUUGCUUAUACAGUGGAAACCUUCGUUUCUACUUUGUUAUGGAUAGAACUUUAUUGCCUUUAGCUCUCUAUUCACAAAAUAUUUAAAUUAAGGAUGUUUCAAAAAUCAAGUUUUGCUUCUGUAAGUGAGAGGCUUGCACUUGCAAAAACUGUACGUUUCCUAGAUAUAACAUUAUGUAAUUUUGGAUUUGUAUCUUGCCAUGUUACUCAGUAGAAUAGACAAACUGUGAAAUCUCAGAUCAACGACCUUGAAAAAUUUGUUGAAUGCUUCUUGAAAGAGAUGCGCAUUUUUGUAUAUGGAUGUCUGAGUUGAGUGUGAAGUUGAAUGAAUGGUAAAAUGUUGGAUAUGCGUGAAAAUUUCAAAUCCAAUAUUUCUAUAUGCAAAUGCUUCUUAUAGGCAAUACUUUGUAUGAUGUUACAGAGUGCUUCAGACAGUAGUAUUUGAGAGGGUGUUAUUAUAAUUUUGUACCAUUAUAUUAUGUGAUAUUUUUUUUACACAAUAAAUAUAUUUUGUA